GCUGGCAGCCUCCAGCCGCCCGUCUUUGUAAGGAGACCACUGAGACGAGCAGCAGCGUGGAGCAGCGGCUUCUCUGCUGCCCUGACUUUUUAAGAAAUCUCAAUGAACUAUUUGUAGACAAUCACUGAUCCUGCCUGCAAGAUAUUUUUUUUUGCACGGCAAAGACACCGAUCAGUGUUAAGUGAAGAUCACAUCUUAUAUGCGAUCUUGACUUUUUUUUUUGAUCUUACAUUAUAUUUUUAUAGAUUUUAUUAUAAUCAUGGUGCUGGGAAAGGUAAAGAGUUUGACAAUAAGCUUUGACUGUCUUAAUGACAGUAAUGUCCCCGUGUAUUCUAGCGGGGACACUGUCUCAGGAAGGGUAAAUUUAGAAGUUACUGGGGAAAUCAGAGUAAAAUCUCUUAAAAUUCAUGCAAGAGGACAUGCGAAAGUACGCUGGACUGAAUCAAGAAACGCCGGCUCCAAUACUGCCUAUACACAGAAUUACACUGAAGAAGUAGAAUAUUUCAACCAUAAAGACAUCUUAAUCGGGCACGAAAGAGAUGAUGAUAAUUCCGAAGAAGGCUUCAACACUAUUCAUUCAGGAAGGCAUGAAUAUGCAUUUAGCUUCGAGCUUCCACAGACACCACUUGCUACCUCAUUCGAAGGCCGGCAUGGCAGUGUGCGCUACUGGGUGAAAGCCGAGUUGCACAGGCCGUGGCUUCUACCAGUAAAAUUAAAGAAGGAAUUCACAGUCUUUGAGCACAUAGACAUCAACACUCCUUCAUUACUGUCACCCCAAGCAGGCACAAAAGAAAAAACACUCUGUUGCUGGUUCUGCACCUCAGGCCCAAUUUCCUUAAGUGCCAAGAUUGAGAGGAAGGGCUACACCCCAGGUGAAUCAAUACAGAUAUUUGCUGAGAUUGAGAACUGCUCUUCCAGAAUGGUAGUGCCAAAGGCUGCCAUUUACCAAACGCAGGCCUUCUACGCCAAAGGGAAAAUGAAGGAAGUAAAACAGCUUGUGGCAAACUUACGUGGGGAGUCUUUAUCGUCUGGGAAGACAGAGACGUGGAAUGGCAAGCUGCUUAAAAUCCCCCCGGUCUCACCCUCCAUCCUCGACUGCAGUAUAAUCCGUGUGGAGUACUCACUAAUGGUGUACGUGGAUAUUCCCGGGGCCAUGGAUCUGCUCCUCAGUCUGCCACUAGUCAUCGGGACCAUCCCCCUGCAUCCGUUUGGCAGCAGAACCUCAAGUGUGAGCAGUCAGUGUAGCAUGAAUAUGAACUGGCUCGGUCUGUCCCUUCCUGAAAGGCCUGAAGCACCACCCAGCUACGCAGAGGUCGUGACAGAGGAACAGAGACGGAGUAAUCUCGCCCCAGUGAGUGCUUGUGAUGAUUUUGAGAGAGCUCUUCAAGGACCACUGUUUGCUUAUAUCCAGGAGUUUCGGUUCUUGCCUCCACCUCUCUAUUCAGAGAUUGAUCCAAAUCCUGAUCAGUCGUCUGAGGACAGACCAUCAUGCCCCUCUCGCUGAAGGAACACUUGACUGAAGCAAGUUGACAUGGGUUCCGAACUGUAUCUCUUCCAGCUGAGGACAGAGAAGUUUCUUGGAGACACGUUUUCAGAGGAAGUGGAAUUGCUUUUGCCCAGACAGAUGGCAAAUACAUGAAGCAACCAGUGACCCUGCUCUAGAACCCUCCAGCAUCAUCCGGGGCUGCUCCAACCUGCUUGAAGAGCUGAGCUUUCCUCUCAGAACUCGCACAUGCUAAGGGCAGUCUUCUUGGCCUGUGGUCAUACGUGUCAAGACACCGUUGCAAAGAAGGAUGUUGUCCUUCUAUUUGAAAAUUUGCACAUGCUCAAUGCUUACAUUGUGCAGUUCAAUGUCACUACAGCGUUUUUUUGUUUUUUUUCCAUUUAUGCCAGACUCUUGAUACUCUUACAACUUGUUUGUGGUCAGCACAACAUGGAACAAAAGAAAGCUUUGAAAAACUUUGACAUUAAAAGCAAAACAAAAUGCACUGACAGGUUUUUUUUUCUUAGUUUGUUUCUUUUUGUUUGUUUAAGUUAAUGUAGCCUGGACUCUACCUGCGUGUGCACAUGCUCAGAAGUGUCCUACUAGGCUGACCAUGUGUCACCUCUUCAGCUUGGAUCCUAUGUGGAUUUAUUUACAAACAUCAAAUGCCUUCAAGCCAAUCCUUUUGCUGUAUGUUUUGCAGCCUACUGUAGUAGAUAAGCAACAGAUACAAGGAGAGAAGAGACAGGAGGAGGAGGCCGGCCGGCAGGAGACUUUGUAGGGCUGUUGUUUGGUUUCUGUGAGAGUGUUGCCUUUCUACUAUGACAGCAGGGCAGCACUGUGUCUGACUGCCUAACAUCACUCAAUCUCAGGUGAACGCAUCACUUGCCAAACUGUCGGAAUGCCGUCUUUGUUUGUUGCACUGUGUGUUGUUGUCGUUGUUGUUGUUAUUUGGUUGGCUUUUUUGGAGAGGGAUACUUGGAAAUGGGACAUACACAAAACUGAUAACCCACCCUCAUUCCCCUUUUUAUCAUUACAUAUAAGAAGAAACAAAACUCAGAGGGGAAAAAGACAGUAGGGCGAGCACCAGCAGAGUCAAGGGCUGUUGCUCUGAAAAAUUAUUUUUAUUAUUUUAAAAAUGAAUAGAAGCUGUCCAGUCACUAGGGAAGGGAGGGGAAAGUGCAUUUAUUUUUAUACAGACUUACUUAAUUACCUCCAAAACACAUAUGUUGGAAAUCACUUUUGCUGAUGCAAAGUACUUCAAUAAGCCAGAAUACAUAUAUAUAUGUAUAUAUAUGUAUAUAUACAUAUAUAUAUGUAUUUAUGUAUGUAUAUGUGAAGGUCAUGAUGGGAGAAGCUUCAUUUAUACAUUUGCUCAAGUUUGAGAAAAUAAAAUCCCAAAUUUGUUUCCAAAGUGUGUAACUUUAUAAGUAGAAAUACUAGAAUGUUUGCUGGGAUGAAUAGCUUUAGUUUGUACAUGUGUAUAAUACCAUUUUUCAACAAUUUUUUUCUUUCAACUAAGAGUUAUUGAUAGGUCUCUAGCUUUGAGUAUAGGUAGAGCAACACAUGAGUAAAUUAUUUUUAAAGAUAAUUUAUGGUUGGAUCGUCACCAUAUACUAACAUUCAUGAUAGAAAUCAAACCCCCAUCUUCUCAAAGUACAAAAUAGAGUGAUUUUGUAAGAGUUGGCUUGUGUUUUUAGUGACACCAGCAUCUCUGAUGUUACAACAUAUGUGUGAGAUGGAUCUUAACAUCUGUCACCUUGCCAUCUGACCCACAGUUAGAGUGACUGAGAGUAAUAGUAACUCUGGCCUGGUGCUUGACCUGGUUAAAUACUGUCUUAAAGCUUCAUACAAAAUAGGCUUUUCCAUAAGUGGCCUUUAAGAAAACAUGGAAGAUAAUUCAUGUUUGAAAUAAUGCUGACAGGGUGAAGAAAGCCCAUUGUAAAAAUGAAUCGCGUUUUAAGUGAUUCAGUUAAAGGGUUUGUACUCCCGUAGCAAACUAAUAGUAGAUAAUAAGGAAAUGGGGGUGAAUUAUUUUUUUAAUUGUUAAAUCAUUUUGUGAAUGUCCCUCCUCAGAAGAAGCUGAUGGGAUAUUUGGCAUAAAGGGCAUUUGGUGGUUUUGUUUUUAUUGGGAGGGAUUGUCUGAAAACACCUGACUCUCUGUGUUGUGUCUAACUGGGGAACAAUUGUCAGUGUGCAUGGCCUUGGGCACUCACUACCAUGUUCUACUCUAUUAAGCAAGAAUGACCAAUAUUAUGAUAUUUGGUACUGGUGACAAAAUUCUUUGAAGAUUUGGCAAAAUAAAGUUUUAUUUUUCCCAUUAAGUAUUUCUUUACUCUUUAGGAGUAUUACAUGAGUCUAAAUAUUGGUCAAUUCCUGACAUAACAUCUGAGGGUCACAGUUGUGCUCUAGUAUUCAAGAUAGCUUCCUAAUUUUUCAUUUAGGAAAAGUAAAAUCCAAAAUGUUCAUGAAACAAAGUGCAAUAUUAAAUGUUUGCUUUAUAGAUUAUA
This is a messenger RNA of Apodemus sylvaticus (European woodmouse), 3993 nucleotides long. RefSeq names its product arrestin domain containing 3 (gene Arrdc3). The record is from RefSeq and is a predicted model, not a curated record. Gene Ontology annotation, cellular component: cytoplasm. NCBI's taxonomy places the organism in Eukaryota, Metazoa, Chordata, Mammalia, Rodentia, Muridae. Gene Ontology annotation, biological process: protein transport. The transcript is spliced from 8 exons. The coding region runs from base 260 to 1504 and encodes 414 amino acids.